Messenger RNA from Quercus robur (English oak), 1101 nucleotides. RefSeq lists its product as uncharacterized. NCBI's taxonomy places the organism in Eukaryota, Viridiplantae, Streptophyta, Magnoliopsida, Fagales, Fagaceae. The transcript has a single exon. The record is from RefSeq and is a predicted model, not a curated record. Bases 257 to 913 code for a protein of 218 amino acids.
CAUCAACAAGUCGUUGUAGUAUAGUGGUAAGUAUUCCCGCCUGUCACGCGGGUGACCCGGGUUCGAUCCCCGGCAACGGCGCGACCCUUUUCUUUUUUCUGCCAAAAGAAUCAAAAUAAUAUAUUAGUGUCCUCUUUUCCUUGCCGGUGAAGUCACGCCACCUUCGAUUCCCCCAAAGUUUCAAAACUUUAACGCCACUCCUCAACCAUUUGCAAACACAACACAACACAACACCACAACCGCACAAAAUAAAAAUAUGCUGUUCUUAAGAAACAGAAAAAAUGUUUCCUCCUCCACCUCCCCUGUCAUUUCCGCCGCCACAUAUCAGCCGCAGAUGUCCGACGUGUCAACACACUCACGCCGUAAACUGACGACAACAUCGAUCCACAUAAUGGCCUUAGACAGCAUCGUCAACGUGAACUCCCUCUUCACCUUCGCUCUCUUCCUCGGCCUCACCUGGUACCCCACCACCGACCCCAAAUCCGUUCUCAUCGACUCGGCCUCAUGCGCCGCCGGCUCCGCCAUCGCCGAGGACCUCAUAGCCUUCCACGUCUACUCCUUCAGCUCCUUCCUCUUCUCCAGCCUCAUCGCCUUGGCUCUCAAACAAGCCAUCAAGAUGACCACCACACGUAGCAGUGAGAGGAGGACUGGUGCUGUUAGUGGCACCAAUGCCAUGGCCAUGGGGCACCUUAACACAGCCACUUUGCGGGCCGGGAUGCUCGUUUCGGCAGCCGGGUCUGUUUUCGGAUGCGGGUUUUUGAUGAUGGCAUUGGUGGCUUUGGUUCAGAUCAAGUUAGGGGUAUUGGGUUGUGGGAGUAUGUAUACUUAUGCUGCAAUUGGUCCUCUGGUGAUUCUGGUUCCUGUAGCACUUGUGGUUUAUGUUUUUCUUGUGCUUCACGCCUUUACUCGCUAGGAAAUAGGAAUAUAUCUCUUUUUUCUUUUUCUUUUUUUUUUUUUUUUGAGGUGGAAAUCGUAUAUUUUAUAAAACCAAAAGAAAUUGUAAAUAUAUUUUUCAUAUAAACUGUUAUUUGUAUUAGUAGAUCUAUAAAAUGAUUGUGUACUUAUCAAAAAAAAUAUAUAAAAUGAUCGUGUCAAUUGUUA